Tripterygium wilfordii is the source of this 1115-nucleotide messenger RNA. RefSeq names its product auxin-responsive protein IAA16-like. Bases 130 to 837 code for a protein of 235 amino acids. The record is from RefSeq and is a predicted model, not a curated record. Gene Ontology annotation, molecular function: protein binding. Lineage: Eukaryota; Viridiplantae; Streptophyta; Magnoliopsida; Celastrales; Celastraceae. Gene Ontology annotation, biological process: regulation of DNA-templated transcription. Gene Ontology annotation, cellular component: nucleus. The transcript has 5 exons.
UACACUUUCUCGCAUUUGCAACUCAACAAGCACUCUCUUAACCUACAAUAGAAAACACAGACAGAGAAGAUCGGGAUUUCUUAAUUAGGGUUUGAGAAGUGAGAGAGCAAUUUAGUUUUAAGGGGAUCUAUGGAGGUCGCAGGAGAGAGUGACAAGUAUAGGGUGAUUAAUUUUGAGGACACAGAGCUCCGUCUUGGAUUGCCUGGUGGGAUUAAUGGAAAUCAUGUUGAUUCUAGUGAAGCUACCAAAAAUGGUAAUGGUUUUGGCAAGAGAGGCUUCUCGGAGACUGUCGAUUUGAAGCUUAAUCUCUCCUCGUCUGCGCAAUCCAAGGAUAAACAUGUCGUUCCUGCUCGCUCAAAUGAUCUGGCAAAGCCCCCGGCCAAGACACAAGUUGUGGGUUGGCCACCCGUCCGAUCGUUCCGGAAGAACAUCAUGGCCGUCCAAAAGAACAGCAGUGAUGAGAGUGAGAAAGCGGCAGCAACACUUGUGAAGGUUAGCAUGGAUGAUGCACCGUAUCUACGUAAGGUGGAUCUCAAAUCAUACAAGAGCUACCAAGACCUAUAUGUUGCCCUACCCAAAAUGUUCACCUCCUUCACCAUUGGUAAUUGUGGAUCACAAGGAGUGAAGGAUUUUUUGAAUGAGAGCAAAUUGAUAGAUCUGUUGAAUGGGUCUGACUAUGUGCCUACUUAUGAGGACAAAGAUGGAGAUUGGAUGCUUGUUGGAGAUGUACCAUGGGAGAUGUUUGUCGAUUCGUGCAAGCGCCUUCGAAUAAUGAAGGGAUCUGAGGCAAUCGGACUUGCUCCAAGAGCAGUUGAGAAGUGCAAGAAGAGAAGCUAAAAUGAUCAAGAAUUGUACUGAAAGCAAAGGCAGACAGACCGGCUGGAUCAAGAGAGGGAUCAAGCAAGGAGUUUGAAAGUGUCUGUACCAUCAUUUUGUUUCUUUUAUGAAACUAUUAUAUAUAAGUAUAUGAGGAAUAUAUAUAUUCUGAAAUAUAUAUAUAUGUUAGGGAACUAUUGAUAGAUGUAUGUUUGUAUAAAGUCCUUUGCUCAUCUGUAACUUUUGUUUAUUUAUCAAUGGAUUGCCAAAUGAUGGCACUGGCACUUGUUAUCACCGUA